AGACAAUUUUUAAUUUGCAUAGACAGCAAUGUGGCUAUUAGUCACGCGUUAAUUGAGCGCCUAUUAUGAGAUGGCUGGGAAGCUGGAAGAAAGCGCAUCUUUGUAUCAUUAAUUGAGCAUCUGCUAUGUUCUAAGUGCUGCAGAGACAGCAGUGAAGCAAAGAAGCAACAUCCUGGGUUAAAAAAAAAAACAAAACCCAACCCUCAUGCGGCAUACAUAGUGGAUGGCCCAAUUGUUCACUGCUUGUUAAUUGAGGAAAGAUACAGACCCAUGGGAUACAAGGGUCUCACUGUGUAGCCCAGGCUGGCUUCAGACUUGCAGAGAUCCUCCUGCCUCAACCUCCUGAGUGCUGGGACUACAGGCAUGCACCACCACGCCUUGCAAAACUGCUUUCUUUAUAAUUGAAAGAACUUUGGCAAGAAGGCCAUACCCUGGGAAGGGUGCUUUAGUUUUCAUCCUUUUCUUCUGUAAGCUGUCACCAUGACCUUGACAAAAGGGUCCUUCACCUACUCCAGUGGGGAGGAAUAUCGUGGCGAGUGGAAGGAGGGCCGCAGACAUGGCUUUGGUCAACUGCUGUUUGCAGAUGGUGGCACCUACCUGGGUCACUUUGAGAAUGGGCUUUUUAAUGGCUUUGGAGUACUGACCUUCUCAGAUGGCUCAAGGUAUGAGGGGGAGUUUGCCCAGGGCAAAUUUAAUGGCGUGGGAGUCUUCAUUCGACAAGACAACAUGACCUUUGAGGGAGAAUUUAAAAAUGGCAGAGUAGAUGGUUUUGGCCUGCUCACUUUCCCUGAUGGUUCUCAUGGAAUACCCCGUAAUGAAGGUCUCUUUGAGAACAACAAGCUGCUGCGGCGUGAGAAGUGUUCUGCAGUGGUCCAGCAGGCCCAAAGUGCCUCCAAGUCAGCUAGAAAUCUCACUGCCUGAGGGGGCAUUGGGCUCAGCUGGACAAGUGUCAGGUAAACCCAGUGCUCCCAUUGUUCACUUGCAGUGAACAAAUGAACCAGAUCUGAGAUGAAAUGAGAAGAGAAUAACUAUGGAGCCGAGCCUGUGAUAUGCUCCUUCACCUGCUAACCAAGAAUUUGAUCACAGAAAAGUGCUGAGGAGUUUGACCCAAACAGCAGCAGUUGGAAACCGUUCUGUCUUUCCCUGACCCUCACGUAUAGAGAACAGAGGAGCCAAAUUUUCUUAUUUAUUGGUUUUCCCCCCUGUUUCUAAAACUUCAGCUUCUUAGCACAGACCUGCUGCAGCCCUCACUCCAUUUGCUGCCAGGUUUGUCUUCAUUUUGCCUGCAUUUGGGGCAGCUGAUCCUAGCCCCAUCUUAGAGCUAGUGCUCUCUGCUGUCCUGGAAAAAUAAGGAAGAAGAUGGAGUGGCUUAGACAGUACAGGAGCCCUGUGAAAGUCAAGGUCAGAGCUUUCUUUAUGUUACCCCCUUGUUCACUGCAGUGGGUUUCUGGCUCCAGGCUCCCACUUUGUCUGCUCAGACUGGUCUUCAUCUGUGCUUAUUUGCCCCAUGAAGGAUUGGAUAAUAGUGCUAUUUUCUUCCCCCUUCACUUUACAAGCUGUCUUCCUUACCUGAGUUAUGGCAGAUAAUCCAAUCUGCCCCUCUCCUAUUUGUGCCUCUCUCCUUUCUUGUACAUCAGAUAGAUCCCUCUAUGGGAUAAUCAGGAAAGAAAGUGAUAUAAGGAUAAUCUUACAACAUGUAUUCAUUACUCACCCUAGGACAAGGGGCAAACAUAGCCAAACCACUUCAGGCCCUCCCAUAGAGAUACCUGAAUCCCACAGAAGGCUUAUACCAAUAGUUUUUUUUCCCAGAGGGUCAGCACCCGUUGGUUGUAGGUAGACUUGGACCCAUCCUGGGGCCACAGUGAACUAAAAGAAUAUUGGCUCCUCACAACUGGCUGACUCUUCCUCCAGAAGCCAUGGCCCUCCGGCCUGGGUCAGAUCUUGGCAAGUAAGAUCCCUACGCAGUUCAUGAGGCCUCCAGUUACCCUGGAACCUGAAUACGCGCCCCCAGUUCUCAUCCUCACACCGAAUCUCCCUCAGCAGCAGACUAUGUGGAAAUUAUAGCCGUGUGCCUCUACUUAUUUGAAGUGUACUGUAGAAACAAGUGUUUAUAAGACUAAGAAUAAACAAAUAACCAAAACUGC
This is a messenger RNA of Heterocephalus glaber (naked mole-rat), 2144 nucleotides long. RefSeq names its product MORN repeat containing 4 (gene Morn4). NCBI's taxonomy places the organism in Eukaryota, Metazoa, Chordata, Mammalia, Rodentia, Bathyergidae. Gene Ontology annotation, cellular component: cell projection. Gene Ontology annotation, biological process: response to axon injury. The record is from RefSeq and is a predicted model, not a curated record.